Messenger RNA from Astrephomene gubernaculifera, 2151 nucleotides. Lineage: Eukaryota; Viridiplantae; Chlorophyta; Chlorophyceae; Chlamydomonadales; Astrephomenaceae. The record is from the annotation of a GenBank genome assembly.
GUUGCUGAACAGUUAACAUGAUAUAGGGUCUGCGUUUGCUGCAGGAUCCAGUUAACAAAAGGCACUGAAAGCGGUUCCUAUCCCCUUAGCCGCGAAGGUCUAGCGCAGUUAAACAUGGCUGCUAUGCUUAGAUAUUGCUUCAUUAGCGAAUGGCUGGACCCGUCAUCUGGUGUGCUCUGGAAGUACCAGCUGUUCUGGUACCCGGAGACCAAAGAAGUUGAAAUGGUGGACAUCAAGAACCGUCGUCAUUUCCUAAAACGCACGAAGUACGAGGAGUUGCGGCCGUCCCUGCUCUACCUUGGAAGCACUGUCACCGUCUAUGGCAGGCAACUUAAACUGAUAGAGUAUGGCGACGAGUUCACCCGCAGCAAGAUUGAGAAUCAAACGGAGCGGACGUUGGCCAUGAUUAAGCCGGAUGCGUACAAGAACAUGGGCAAGAUUAUUGACGCGAUUUGCCAAAGCGGGUUCCUCAUCAGCAAGCUGCGUGUUGCCAAGCUGUCCAAGGAGGAGGCGCAGGAGUUCUACGGCGUGCACCGCGGCAAGCCCUUCUACGACCGCCUGACGGACUUCAUGUCCAGCGGCCGCAUCUGCGCCAUGGAGCUGGUGGCGCCGGGGGCCAUCCGCAAGUGGCGCGAGCUGCUGGGGCCCACGGACAGCAACCAGGCUCGCGCCGAGGCGCCCAACUCCCUACGCGCCCAGUUCGGCACGGACAAGACGUACAACGCAUGCCACGGUUCCGACGCGCCCGAGACGGCGGCUGAGGAGUGCGCGUUCUUCUUCGGGCCGGGGCGCUACCCGGGCAAGUGCGACGUGGCUCGCGGCACGACGCUGUGCCUCGUGAAGCCGCACCUGGUGGCGGAUGGCGCGGCGGGGCUGGUGGUGGACAUGGUCCAGGACGCCUUCGUGGUCACGGCCGCGCAGCUGUUCAGCCUCGACCGCAACGCGGCAGCGGAGUUCUACGAGGUGUACAAGGGCGUGCUGCCGGCGGGCGAGUUCAACGCCAUGGUGGAGCACCUCACCAGCGGACCCACGCUGGCGCUGGAGGUGGCGGACCGGGACGGUGCAGACUGCGUGGAGGCCUUCCGGCAGCUGGCGGGCCCCAUGGACCCCGAGCUGGCGCGUGUGCUGCGCCCCGAGUCGCUGCGUGCACGCUUUGGGCUAAACAACAUCCAGAACGGCGUGCACUGCACUGACCUGCCGGAGGACGGUGUGCUGGAGGUCAAUUACUUCUUCACCAUCCUGGCCAGUGCAUGAUGUGUGACGCAUGCGUGAUGCUGGGCUGGCUGGGAUUUUUAGGGGAUUGAUGUGCUUGCGCGGCUCAGCACCCCGGCACACUUGGGGUUUAGCAUAGGAGAUUCAGGAUGGUACACGUCAUAGGCAGGGUGCAUGCGGCAGCUGGAGCGCGCGAUGAAUGUACUUGGCAAUGUGUUUGGGCCCCCAGGAGGGCGCGGAGAAUGAUGUACGGCGCGGGAUGUACUGACAUACAUGUUACAGCCAGGUUACUUUCAUUUAGUACAUAAUAUUGUAAAGAGUGAAUUGGGGAAGGCCAACAAUUGGGCUAAGGCCUGCGCCGCUAUUCCAACAAAAUCUGAAGCCCGACAUUAUAGUGAAUAGCUUAAACUACUUUGCGCUUCGGAACAGAGGAUACAAAAAUGCGGUCAUUGCUUGUAUCAAGCGCUGCUGGGCUUUCACGUUGGAUGGCCAGCGCAACGACAGCAUCAGCAGUAGGCGCAAGCCGGCACUGCACAGCGUUCAUAACUACUGAGAGCGGAUCAGCGUCAAGCAGCGGCCAAACUUGCCAGCAGCAACCCUCUAUUGUAUCGCCGGCUGCAUGGGGAGCGCAAUCGGGAGCGAACUUCGGGCUAGACUUGCUCCCUCAGAUAUGCGCCACCCCAAAGAAGAAGUUGUCCGUCCACCGGCGAGGGAACCGUCGAGUGUGGUACUGGCUGAAGCGCAAGCCCGAGUACGCCAAGUGCAGUUUCUGCGGGGCGCUGGCAGGGCGGAACCAUAUGUUCAGCGGCGCGGCAGGGAACUCGCUCUGCACUGGGCAAUGCGUCGAGCAGCCAAAUGAAAAGGUCGCCUACCCCGCGGAGUACCAGCCGCCCUGCUGAGGCCGUGUGCUUGCAUGUAACGGACUACCGGUAUUAAAUA